ACAAUGAAGUCAUCUCGCCGCGGGGAUGGUAAUAUGGUGAAUUCGAGUGUGUCUCUCUUAUCAUCAUCCGUUUAAAGUACAGCUGAUAAAGAUUUUCCAGCAAUCGCGUCCUUGUGGUCCCUGCAAUCCGAUGCGAAUAAUGUUUAGCAAAAAUAAUUUGGAGGACAAAAUAGCCAAAUACAAUACCGACGAGACGAAAGGGAGCAAAAAACCUAUCUGAAAGCAAGGAAGAGGUGUAAUUUAGAUGGAUCUCAAGUCAAAGAAUGCCUCAGCUCCUAAGGCCUCCAGGAAGAGGAAAGGUUCAAGGGCAAACCCCAAAGGGAAUGGACAAGACUCCAGCAGCAAUAUGGACAAGAAGUGUAAAUCAAAAGUAGAGAGUGCAUCGAAGUCUGACAAGGCAGAGCAGCAGAAGGUGCAAAAGAUAAAGAGAACGUAUGAAAGAAAAUCGUCCCAGUGCCCUGUGCCUCUGCCUACGGAGGUCUCCACCAGUAGGGCGUCACACCUCGCGCUGGCCAAUGGCGGCGAGGGCUCUGCUAGUACGUUAUGCCAAGCAGAGGCAAGGAGUGGAGGGUCCCGCUUGGAGACAGGACCAGAUACCGUGGCCAAGAGAAGGCGCAAGGCUGGGCGAGACGGCAAACUUUCCAGAGCAGCUUUGGCUGAUGCAGAAAAACAGUCGGCUCCUCCGGGACAAAACCAGAGGCCCCAAAAUGCGGAAAGAACCCGAGAACCAAUGCCCAAAGACCGAGCGUCCAAGAAGAGUCUUCCAGUCUACACUCCUGGGAGCCAGGAAGAGCAGUGGAAUCUCCAGAUUGUGGACAAAGGACGGGUCACGUGCCCAAGGUGCAAAACCGUCAGCAGGAAAACUGUAGAUGGCUUGAAAAAACACAUGACAAACUGCAAAGUGAAUCCUUUUACGUGUCAACACUGCGGAAAGCAGUUAAAGUCGUUGACGGGCAUGAAGUACCACAUCAUGGCGGACCACAACAACAUGCCCAUGUCAGAGGACAACGAACAGGAUGACCAGUCUGUGAAGGAAAAUCUCCGAAAGGUGCUAAAAAGGAUGGGGAAACUGAAAUGCUCGAAUGAGGGAUGCAGUGGGAGUUUCACCAGCAUCACAGGCUACUUGUACCACAUGAAGAAAUGUGGCAAGGAGGAGUCCGAGCUGGAGAAGCUGGUGCUAAACUGCAGACACUGUGGGAAGGCCUACAGGUCCCGAGCCGGCCUGGAGUACCACGUCAAGUCUGAACACAGCCCGAGUCCACUGAAGGCCCAGGAUGAUGAAAAGAUCCCACCAAAACAGGAACUGGACCCAGAAAGGACCCCUAGCGGGAGGGUGAAGAGGGUAUCCGCCCAGGUAGCUAUCUUCCACCUGCAGGAGAUUGCCAGUGAGGAGCUGCUGAAGGAGUGGCCCAAGAGGAAGGUGCAGCAGGACCUGGUCCCAGAUGACAAGAAGCUCAAGUAUGCGCGACCUGGACUUCCUGCUUUCAGUCAGGAAGUUCUCCGCAAGUGGAAGAAUGAAGUUAAGCUCCAACACAGAGUGCAGUGUCCAAACCAGGGUUGUGACUCUGUCUACUCCAGUGUCUCUGGGCUGAAAGCUCAUCUUGGACUCUGCUCAAGGGGAGACUUUGAGGCAGGGAAGUACAAAUGUUUGAUAUGCGAGAAAGAAUUCAGCUCAGAGAGUGGGGUGAAAUAUCAUAUCAACUCCAUCCAUUCCCAGGACUGGUUCAUUGUAAGUUCUAAACCCUCUAAGAGCUUUGAGAAGCUCCGGAAGAGGAAACCCAAGGAGGACCGUGUUAAAGCCAGCGCGGAACAGAACCCAUCCCUGAGGUUCACUCCAGAGCCCAAGGGCUGGCCGGAGAGGAAGGCCAAAGCUGGCCCUGUGUCCAGUGUGAAGGCAACGCCGGGGACCAUGGAGGGAGAGCGGAAAUCAAAGGAGGCGCCGGGCGGCCGAGAGAAGGACUGCUACGACUUCAGCGGGAGCGACAGCCCCAGCAGUAGCUCCAGUUCCAGCAGCUCAAGCAGUGAGUCCGAGGCCGACGAGCCCGAGCCCCCCAAGGUUGACAAGUGGGCCUUGAAGAGGCCUGUGGCCCAAUCCAAUACUGCUAAACAGGCCAAGAGCACCUCCUAACUCCACCCACAGGUCACUGUGGGAACUACGUCCCUGGAUAUUCUGACUCCUAAAAUCCUAUAAGGUCCCUUUAUCCGUGUCACUUUUAAGGUGCUGCUUAAUACCGCGGUAACAACUAAGCUCAUUAUUCAUUAUCUGUUGCAAAUUCUGGGUAUUACAAUAUGGAAGUUUCAUCUUAUUUUGACAUCAUGUCUGCCUACAGGAAAGUAGUUGAAAAAUAAAAUUGAAAAUCUCAUACAAAUUUGUCAGCUAGGUAGUUUAAAUCCUUUCCUCUAACGCAACAGUUGUGUAAAGAUUAGUAUAUAUGCUUUGGUUUAUGAUUUGUUGCAGCGAAGUUAAAUGAAAUGUACAGUACAAUGUACAUGCAGAAUAUAUCAUUCAAUGAAGCAGUUCUAAUAUGAAAUUGGAAUCUGAAUUAUCCCCACCUGGGAUGCACUUGGGGUCAAAAUCAACCAUGGAUAUUUUAUUCCCAUUGAAUAUUUUUCAUUCAUGGCCCAAAGGAUACAGUGUCUCACCUUGAAUUUUCCCGGUAAUCUCAAUGAUCAGCUCAUUCCUGCCCUAGACUGACCAUUUGAGUGAUUUGGCCUUUUGGACAGAUUAUCCUACAUGUACCAAAAGACUGAGGACAUGAACAUGAUCGCCAAGACUACAGGGUAUCACUGUAAAGGACAAACCGAGUAUGAAUUCGGUUAGAUGAGUCCCUGUUUUUCUUAAUUGAUUACCAAAGUCAUCAAGGAGAACCCUAAAUAACAUUUCUUGUCUCUGUUGCCUUUAUGUGUAAAAGAGUUAUGAAAAAUUGUUCGUUUUUCUGCGGGUGACUCGCAUUGAAAAUGGUUUAAAAUCCAAGCUGAAUAAGAAGUGAAUGCAAAACCAAACAAUGUUGAAAUUUUCUUUAUUGUCUUCCACUUGCAACCUUUUCAUUUAGCCAAAUCCCGGCUUAGGUUUCCUGCCAGUUUUGUAACCCCCCCACUGACCACAUCACAGGCUAUGUUAGUUGGUUUCUUUUCUGUAUAUACAGUGUAUAACAAUAGCAUGCAAAAUUAUUUUACUUUCUUUGUCUGUUGGAUUGUGGAGCAUAUUUACGCAUAAUGGAGUUAUGAUAUUUGAUUUAGUUCGUAAUAUUUGUGUAUUUAUGUUAAAGUAUAUGCUUCAAAAUGAAGAUAAUAUUUAUGCUUUUCUAAUCUGUUAUAAGGUAGCUGUUACUGUUUAUAUAGACAUUGCUAAGGUAGCUAUUGUGGAUCAAUCCAGCAAGUCAGAUUUAAUAAUCACAGCUUUUAACGUAACCGUAUGUUCCCUUACCAAUUCAAAAUGCUAUAUUUCUUUCUAAAAUGAUUUUACACCGUUAUAUCGUUGUAUGUUCAUUUGGAAAAAGUGCUGUAUUGUUUUAAUGUUACUGUGUUCAAUUUUGAAAUUCUUUUAAGGGUCGUAUAUAUCGCAGUUAAUUAUGGUAACCAAAGGAAGAUGUAUGCACUUUUAACUUGGACUCUACUGCUUGACCUUCCAUAUGAAGGAAAAGUCAUCGUUGCUACACUUGAUUCAGUGAGUUUUUAUUUCCCUGUGUGUUAUGCCAGUUUUUAAGACUAUGCUCAUAGCGUAUUGCCAUGCUUGACUCUUUUUAUUUUCUAAAACGUUAUUCUUUAAAGGAAUUAUAUUUUCCUUUUUGUGGCUUCUUUUAUCCUUAAACAAUUAGACUGUCUGCUUUUGAGUAGAUACACUACCACUUGAAUUGCUUGUAUUGCACUUGUAUUGAUUUGUAUUAUUUUGUAUUAUUCAAAAGCUCUCUACUAUUUUCUAGGUAAAGGAUAUGGAUGAUUAACACCUUGAAUUAAAUGUACAUGUAAACACUA
Messenger RNA from Brienomyrus brachyistius, 3975 nucleotides. It is a transcript of the gene znf512, whose product is annotated as zinc finger protein 512. NCBI's taxonomy places the organism in Eukaryota, Metazoa, Chordata, Actinopteri, Osteoglossiformes, Mormyridae. Gene Ontology annotation, molecular function: zinc ion binding. The record is from RefSeq and is a predicted model, not a curated record. The transcript is spliced from 16 exons. The coding region runs from base 245 to 2128 and encodes 627 amino acids.